AUGUCACAUUUAAUAGUAAUAGUAACAGCUGUUUUAAUGCUUUUAUUGUUGAAUAUUAGUUACAUUCAUUGUGAAAAUGAUCCCGACACAUAUGUUUGGCCAACUUCAGAAGGAGGGAAUGGUCACAUAUACAAAGGAUUAUUUUUGGCUACUCCUUCAAUCAAAGAGGCGAUUCGCCGAUGUGAAAGUUCCAAAAGCAGUACUUUUAAUUCAUAUCUUGUCACAAUUGAAUCAAAACAAGAAUGGGAUUUUAUUAAAACUCAUUGGUCACAACCUAUGAUAUGGGUCUCCGGUCAAGACAUCAGAGGCAAUGGGAAUUAUUCCUAUUCAACUGGACUAGGAACCAAUCAACCACUAUUUAAUAUGUAUACUGGUCAAAGUUGGGGAUAUUGUCCAUUCAAUGCAGGUGAACCAUCUUUAACUCUUGCUGCUAAAGAUCAAUAUAUUUACAUCAGAAGACCGACUUGGAAUUUUAAUAAUGAUAAUGGUUAUAAUGAUCUAGUUUAUACAGCAAUAUGUGAAUUACAACCGAUUUCAGAGGUAUAUGUCCCAUCAAUUGGUACAAAUGGAGGAUCAAUAACAAUCAACAAUCUAACGCAAUUCAACACACAAACAAUCAACAUUACAUUUUUCAAUCCAUCCAAACAACUCUCGAAAUCAUGUCAAAUAACUAAAACAAAUGAAACAUCAGCCACUUGUACAGUCCCACGUCUAUCUGGAUUUCAUAAUGUCACUGUUCAAGAUGAUAGUGGAGUCAACUCAACACACUAUGCAUGGCAACCAUAUCCACCAUUUAUUAAAGCUGUCUAUCCAUCAUUCACUGCUAAUGGAUUGGUUACACUGAUUGGUGAUAACUUUGGUGAUAACACCAAUAAUACGGUAUCUGUCAGAGUCUCAACAUCAGAUAUUCCAUGUCAUAUUACUUUUGUUUCGUCAAAUCAGAUUUUUUGUAAACUCGAAUCAUCUCUUGUUGGAGAUACCAAACUACUUCCGAUUUCAAUUUCAGUUGAUAAUGUUUAUACUCAAACCUAUAAACCUUAUAUUUUAUGUGACAAACAAUUCUAUUCAACCAUUCUAUUUGGUGGAGAAUAUGAAACAGUCAAUCAAGUAAUGAUUGACAAAGUAACAAUGGGAGCAACUCCAAAUGCUCCGUAUAUUGGUGCAAUAGAAUCUGAAGAAAUCCACAAAUGUUUUAGUCAAUCAUUGAAUAUCAAAGACUACCCUAAAUUUAGAUUUUGGCAGGGUGUCUCAUACAACAGUAAUAGUAACAGUUUUACAAGAAAUAAUGGUCCAUUCAAAGGGACACCAUCUCGAUUAUAUUCUCGUAAUUCUGCGAAUAUGUAUCAAUCAAAUAAUAUUCUAUAUGAUAUUUAUGAUGCAAUGGUAGUGCCAUCAGAGAUUGAAGAUGUUAGUUAUUACACACCAUUGAUCGCAUUUAAUAUAACCGAUGCACCGAUGAUUGACAAUAUUACUAGUAUUAUACCUGGACAUCCAUCACAGAUUACGAUCAAUGGUAAUCGUUUUGGAAAAGAUAGUUCAUAUGUUUUGAUUUCGAUUCAAGGAAGUCAAUGUAAAUCACCAAUGUUUAUUGAAAACAACUAUCAACAAAUUACUUGCUCAUUGGAUAGUGUUGAACCUUAUUCAACCGAUCUAAAUUAUACUAUUACAAUUGGAGUUGGUGGAAUGCUUACAACCAAAGUUGUAUCUCUUGCGAAAGAUUGUCUUAACAAUUGCUCGGCACAUGGCAUUUGCAAUACCACGUUUGGGACAUGCAAAUGUAACAGUGGUCAUGAACCCCUAUUGGAUUGUUCAUCAUUCGUUAAUCGUAGUCAGUUACUAAACACAACCGUUUGGGAUAACGGCAGGUCACUUUUAUCAACAGACCAAACGAUUAGUGGUGUGAUUGUCAAUUUCACAACUGGUAUACAAUUCAUUCGUGAAAUCAAUCACGAGAAAUUGGUCAUUAAAACCAUAUCAAUUGACAAUCUCGUGUGGACGAAAGAGGAGGAGAAGACAUCUGCUGGUGAAUCAGUAUUUACUACAAGAAUGUUCAAUCAACGCACACUAUUACAGGUCAUGGUUGGUCAAUACCAAGACACCAACACCACUUCAUUUUUAGGUGAGGAUAUUCAAGUAUCACCAAAUUCAGUCAAAUAUCGAAUCAAAAUCAUUAAUUGGGUAUGGUCAUCACCAAUCAACACACUGCAGGUGAUAUUCCACACUCAAUCAGAUUCGGUAGAAUUUGACAAGUGUGGCAAGCUAAAAGUCAGAAGUGAUAUAUCUAGUGGUGACCAAAUUAUAUGGACCAGAGUUCAAGUUGGAAGAACACUUUUAAACUGUAAAAUAGCAAGUAGAAUGGUUAUAGACAACUCGACAAUCAUUCCAUCCAAAGUAACACUUCUCACAAACGAUGAUCCAGUCUCUCAACAAAUCUGGAAAAGUGGAGGAUUCAAUAUUUUAACGACGUUCCACAUACCCAGAUUCUCUCAAUCGGUUGAACUCGACCCCGUCUUCAACGCACUCAUUCUUGUCGAUGACUCCAACUUGCCAUAUGAGUGUACAGAAGAGACAUCUGAUCAAUGGACAGUCAUCAUGAUCUCUGUUGUCUUAUCGGUUGCAGUGUUCUCUAUAGUAGUAGUGUUAGUCAUUGUAUUCAUAAAACGACCACCAACAAACAGACCACCAAUUAGAGAAGCCCCAAUAGAAAUGGAUAUAAUUACAAGUACAGAAGAUAUCAACACCCACCAACAACAAAAUAAUAAUAAUUAA
Messenger RNA from Cavenderia fasciculata, 2769 nucleotides. RefSeq lists its product as uncharacterized. NCBI's taxonomy places the organism in Eukaryota, Evosea, Eumycetozoa, Acytosteliales, Cavenderiaceae. The transcript is spliced from 3 exons. The record is from RefSeq and is a predicted model, not a curated record. Bases 1 to 2769 code for a protein of 922 amino acids. Gene Ontology annotation, biological process: sexual reproduction.